UUUCUAUCAAAGAAGAAGACAACGUAACUAAAGCAAACACAAAGAAAUGAUGAAAGCAAAACGACUACUCGUGGUUGGAUUUUUGUUGUCUCUACUCCUUUUAGUCAUUCACACAACAGAGUCCAUAACUGAUAAUGAAGAGAACGCAAACGUUAACGUAGAAGCUGUAACCGUAAGGGAGCAAAACCAAUCAAACAGAGGGAGACGCAGUGGUAGCGGUCAGAAUCGUGGACGGAGAAGCUGCGAUCCUCUCUAUCAAUACUUAUUCGGAACCUGUGGCCAUUGGCCUUUUCCUACAACACCUUCACCCGAAAACCCUUUUCUCCCUUUCCAACCACCGCGUCCACCACCACGUCCGAGACCGCGUCCAAGGCCGUCCCCACGUGUACCACCACCUUUGGUUCCAUCCCCACCACCACCACUGUGUCCGAGACCGUGUCCAAGGCCUUCCCCACCUCUACCGCCGCUUGUGCCGUCUCCACCACCUUUGGUUCCAUCACCACCACCACCUCCGCCUGCACCGCUCGUUCCUUCACCUCCUCCUCCCUCUCCGCCACCAUUUUUCUUCUUCCCUUCACCGCCACCGCCAGUGAUAGUGUUUCCUCCCCCUUUGGUGCCGUCUCCUCCGCCGCCACUACCAGGUGGUGAUCCGACAUCACAACCUCCGCCGUUAUGGCUACCACCACCACCAUUUCAAGAAGAAACGCCGCCGAUGUUCUCUCUUCCACCACCGGAGGAUGAGUUUCCACCUAUGCCACCAAUAACUUGGCUGCCUCCUCCGGAUGUUCCCGCCUCGUCGGUAGAGACCUUUGAUCAGUUUCCUCCACUGUUAAUUGAAUCCCCUCCGCUCAAACACUAAUCAUUUUCUGAUUCUCUUUUUUUCUUUUCUAUCUAGCCGGUGUACGAUUACUAAAUUACGUAGACGUAA
This is a messenger RNA of Arabidopsis arenosa, 928 nucleotides long. The record is from the annotation of a GenBank genome assembly. NCBI's taxonomy places the organism in Eukaryota, Viridiplantae, Streptophyta, Magnoliopsida, Brassicales, Brassicaceae.